Durusdinium trenchii is the source of this 432-nucleotide messenger RNA. The record is from the annotation of a GenBank genome assembly. NCBI's taxonomy places the organism in Eukaryota, Dinophyceae, Suessiales, Symbiodiniaceae.
AUGCUGGUGCUAAAGCCGCACACCAUUCGGCCUCAGGUGGUGGGGACUGCGAUGGAAAAGAUAGCCACAGCUUUGUCAGUGAUUGAGCCGAUUGAGCCGGGCCCGCUCGAGUCUCUUUCAGAGCCAUUAGCCAGACAGGCAGACGAGCACAUGGCGGGAAGCGAGAUGAGGUCCGAGGCCUCUUCAUCAGGACGUUGGGCUUUGCCACCAAACUGGUCUUUGCCCAUACCGUCGCUUCGGUUCCAUUCUCGUGGUCAUCUUUACCAGGCAUUCGCACGCUUUGAUCUGGAAGUCUUGCAACCCACUUUUGGUGGUCCUUGCCGUGCCCGCGGGAAAGAUGUCAGGACCCACAAAGAAAAUUUGGAAAUGCCCAAGUACGAGGCAGAGGAAGACGAUGCACCACUCCAGUCUCGUGCUGUCAUUUUCGAGUAA